UGGCGGGCGGGGCUCAGGGCCGCAUAGCGAUUGCUGCAGCCUCAGACCGGGCAGGCCGAGCAGGUGCCCGCCCAGUGCCCCGCGCCCCGUGUCCCCAGCCUCUCGCGCCCCCGCCGCACCGACCGCGCCCUGCAGGGGCCUCGCGCACGCCGGGCCGGCGAUGAGCGCGCGGAGCCGCCAUGAGCGCAGACAGCAGCCCUCUCGUGGGCAGCCCGGCCGCCAGCUAUGGGACCCUGAUGAUAGGGACGUCAAUCGGUCCCCUCAGCUCCUCAGCUUCAUCCGUGAGGCUCAGCGGCUACUGUGGCAGUCCCUGGAGGGCCAUAGGCUAUCACGCCGUGGUCUGGGUGCUGGCUGGGAUCCCCUUGCUGCUUUUCCGCUGGAAGCCCUCGUGGGGGGUGCGGCUGCGGUCGAGGCCCUGCAGCCUGGCCCACGCCGAAACACUCGUCAUCGAAACAAGAGACAAAGAGGAUAGCUCGUGGCAGCUCUUCACCGUCCAGGUGCAGACUGAGGCCGUCGUCGAGGGCAGCCUGGAGCUGCCCCUGCAGGCAGAGGAUGGGCGUAGCAAGAUGGCCCUGGGGGCAGUGCCUGAGACUCCGUGGAAGGACACAGCCCGGCUCCACAGGAGGGAGGAGGCAGGCCGCCUUCCACUGGCCUUCCUCUCCCCCCAGAAGCAGGUGGUUCGGUAUUACCUCUUCCAGGGCAGGCGCUACGUCUGGAUCGAGACCCAGCAAGCCUUCCUUCAAGUCAGCCUGCUGGGCCACGGCCACACCUGUGACGACAUCCACAGCUCCCGCUCCGGCCUGAGCCUCCCAGACCAAACUAUGAGGAAGACAAUUUUCGGCCCCAACGUGAUCAGCAUACCAGUCAAGUCCUACCCACAGCUCCUAGUGGACGAGGUACUGAACCCGUACUAUGGGUUCCAGGCCUUUAGCAUCGGACUGUGGCUGGCCGACCACUACUACUGGUAUGCCCUGUGCAUCUUCCUCAUCUCUGCCAUCUCCAUCUGCCUGUCCAUGCUCAAGACCAGAAAACAAAGCCAGACCCUGAAGGACAUGGUCAAGCUGUCAGUGCGAGUGCGUGUGUGCCGGCCUGGGGAAGGGGAGGAGUGGGUCGACUCCAGCAAGCUGGUGCCGGGAGACUGCCUGGUGCUGCCCCCAGAAGGUGGGCUGAUGCCCUGUGAUGCUGCCCUGGUGGCCGGCGAGUGCAUGGUCAAUGAGAGCUGUCUCACAGGGGAGAGCGUCCCAGUGCUGAAGACAGCCCUCCCAGAAGGGCCUAGGCCGUACUGCCCAGAGAGUCAUCGGCGGCACACGCUCUUCUGCGGGACCCUCGUCCUGCAGGCCCGGGCCUACGGGGGACCCCAUGUCCUGGCGGUGGUGACCCAGACAGGGUUCUGCACAGCUAAAGGGGGCCUGGUGAGCUCCAUCCUGCAUCCCCGGCCCAUCAACUUCAAGUUCUAUAAGCACAGCAUGAAGUUUGUGGCCGCCCUAUCUGUCCUGGCUCUGCUCGGCACCAUCUAUAGCAUCUUCAUUCUCCAUCACAACCGGGUGCCUGUGAAUGAGAUCGUGAUCCGGGCCCUGGACCUGGUGACCGUGGUGGUGCCGCCCGCCCUGCCGGCUGCCAUGACUGUGUGCACGCUCUACGCCCAGAGCCGCCUGCAGGCACAGGGCAUCUUCUGCAUCCACCCGCUGCGCAUCAACCUGGGGGGCAAGCUGCGGCUCGUGUGCUUCGACAAGACUGGCACCCUCACUGAGAAUGGCUUGGAUGUGAUGGGGGUGGUGCCCCUGAAGGGCCAGGCAUUCCUUCCACUGGUCCCAGAGCCCCGCUGCCUGCCCAUGGGCCCCCUGCUACGAGCACUGGCCACCUGCCAUGCCCUCAGCUGGCUCCAGGACACCCCAGUGGGUGACCCCAUGGACCUCAAGAUGGUGGAGUCUACUGGCUGGGUCCUGGAAGAGGAGCCAGCUGCAGAUGCAGCACUCGGGACCCCAGUCUUGGCAGUGAUGAGACCCCCACCUUGGGAGCCCCAGACACAAGGAACAGAGCCCCAUGUGCCCCUCGGAGUCCUUGGCCGCUUCCCCUUCUCCUCCAGCCUACAGCGCAUGGGUGUGGUGGUGGCAUGGCCCGGGGCCGCUCAGCCCGAGGCCUACAUCAAGGGCUCUCCAGAGCUGGUGGCCAGCCUCUGCAGCCCCGACACAGUGCCUGCUGACUUCUCGAAGACACUGCAGAGCUACACAGCUGCUGGCUACCGUGUGGUGGCUCUGGCCUGCAAGCCACUGUCCAUCGCCCCCAGCAUGGAGGCUGUCCAGCAGCUGUCAAGGGACACUGCAGAGCAGGACCUGAGCUUCCUAGGGCUGCUGGUCAUGAGGAACCUGUUGAAGCCACAGACAACACGGGUGAUCCAGGCUCUGCGGAGGACGUGCAUCCGCACUGUCAUGGUGACAGGGGACAACCUGCAGACGGCCGUCACUGUGGCCCGGGGCUGCGGCAUGGUGGCCCCCCGGGAGCGUCUGGUCAUCAUACAUGCUACCUACCCUGAGCAGGGUCGGCCUGCCUCCCUUGAGUUCCUGCCCACGGAAUGCCCUACCGCUGUGAACGGAGCAAAGGAUCCUGACAAGGCUGCAAGCUACACCAUGGAGCCAGACCCCCAGUCCAGCCACCUGGCCCUCAGCGGGUCCACCUUUGGUGUCCUUAUGAAGCACUUCCCCAAGCUGCUGCCCAAGGUCCUGGUACAGGCCACCGUCUUUGCCCGAAUGGCUCCUGAACAGAAGACAGAGCUGGUGUGCGAGCUGCAGAGGCUUCAGUAUUGCGUGGGCAUGUGCGGGGACGGUGCCAAUGACUGCGGGGCCCUAAAGGCAGCCGACGUGGGCAUCUCACUGUCCCAGGCCGAGGCCUCAGUGGUUUCUCCCUUCACCUCGAGCAUGCCCAGUAUUGAGUGUGUGCCCAUGGUCAUUAGGGAAGGCCGCUGCUCCCUGGACACAUCAUUCAGCAUGUUCAAGUACAUGGCCCUGUACAGCCUGACCCAGUUCGUCUCAGUCCUGAUCCUCUACACGAUCAACACCAACCUGGGUGACCUGCAGUUCCUGGCCAUUGACCUGGUCAUCACCACUACGGUGGCCGUGCUCAUGAGCCGAACACAGCCAGCGCUGGCACUGGGGCGAGCACGGCCACCAGGGGCCCUGCUCAGCGUGCCUGUGCUGAGCACCUUGCUGCUGCAGAUGGCCCUGGUGGCCGGCGUACAGCUGGGAGGUUACUUCCUGGUGGUGGCCCAGCCCUGGUUCGUGCCUCUGAAUAAGACUGUCCCGGCGCCCGACAACCUACCCAACUAUGAAAACACGGUGGUCUUCUCAUUGUCCAGCUUCCAGUACCUCAUCCUGGCUGCUGCUGUGUCCAAGGGGGCACCCUUCCGCCAGCCGCUCUACACCAACGUGCCCUUCCUGGUGGCCCUCGUGCUCUUGGGCUCUGUCCUGGUGGGCCUCAUCCUGGUCCCCGGCCUCCUGCAGGGGCCGCUAGGGCUGAGGAACAUCGCAGACACCUGCUUCAAGCUGCUGCUACUGGGCCUGGCUGCCUGCAACUUUGUGGGGGCCUUCAUGCUAGAGGUGGGGUGCAGACCAAGGCUGGGAGGAAAGGAGGGACAGAGGGAUCUGGGGCUCAGGCUCGGCCCCAGCUGCCCCUCCACUCCCCACUCCCUCUGCAGAGUGUGUUGGACCAGUGUCUUCCAGCCUGCCUGCAGCAGCUCCGGCCCAAACGGGCCUCCAAGAAGCGCUUCAAGCAGCUGGAACAGGAGCUCGCUGAGCAGCCCUGGCCGCCGCUGCCCACUGCUGGUGCUGUGAGGUAGCACAGGCUUGGCUGGUGGGCACCCUGGACACUGGACCUCCCUGCCUCUGAGCCACCAAGUGGACCGUCUCUAGAGAGACCACCGCUGUCGCCUCCUGCAGCCCUGAGGUUGGCUUUUGUCACGCUCCUGCCCUGAGACUGCCUGGUCCAGCCUUCCUGCACCCCAUCCUGAGGAAGUGCUGACUACUGUCCCCCACUUUAGAUCAUGCCAUGUAGAAAAGGCAGCCACCAACUCCACUCGGAGCUUGUCAACGUAGCAAAUAAAGUCAAGAUAUUUUCCUGGUUCA
Heterocephalus glaber (naked mole-rat) is the source of this 4118-nucleotide messenger RNA. The record is from RefSeq and is a predicted model, not a curated record. NCBI's taxonomy places the organism in Eukaryota, Metazoa, Chordata, Mammalia, Rodentia, Bathyergidae.